Ilex paraguariensis (yerba mate) is the source of this 519-nucleotide messenger RNA. Lineage: Eukaryota; Viridiplantae; Streptophyta; Magnoliopsida; Aquifoliales; Aquifoliaceae. The record is from the annotation of a GenBank genome assembly.
AUGGAGAUACCAAGAGAAAUACGCGAAAAUCACAGGAUGUGGCCAUAUUUUAAGACAAAUCCAGAUGCAAAAGGUUUGCGUGGUAAGGGGAUUGAUAUGAUUGACGAAUUAGCUAUUGUGUGUGGCAAUGAUCAAGCAAUUGGAGAAUGGGCAUGUUCAGGUAAGGAUAUAAAUGGUAACUUUUCAAGGCAAAUGGACGUUAGUGACGAUGAGUACACGCCGGUCUUUGAUCACAAUGAGAAUAUGGUAGUUGACGACUUGGGUGAUAUAGAAGUUGCUAAUAACAUGGCAAGACUAGUUGAUGCAUACAAAAAGAGUAAACUUUGCGUAAAUUAUUCGUACCUUUACAAAGCUGUAAUGGAUGUUGAAGCGCUUGAUAUUGAUAGUCGAAUGACCUCUUUUGAGUACUUGAAUGCAGAUCUGAUCAAAGCGAGAGUAUUUUUGAUAUAUCCUGAAGAAAUGCGCUAUUUGUUUUUAAUUCGACACCUAGCACAAGGUGGUGCCGAUGGUAUAAAUUGA